Meira miltonrushii is the source of this 697-nucleotide messenger RNA. Its product is annotated as Sm-like ribonucleo protein. NCBI's taxonomy places the organism in Eukaryota, Fungi, Basidiomycota, Exobasidiomycetes, Exobasidiales, Brachybasidiaceae. The transcript has a single exon. Gene Ontology annotation, molecular function: RNA binding. The coding region runs from base 29 to 352 and encodes 107 amino acids. Gene Ontology annotation, biological process: spliceosomal snRNP assembly; RNA splicing. The record is from RefSeq and is a predicted model, not a curated record. Gene Ontology annotation, cellular component: U2 snRNP; catalytic step 2 spliceosome; precatalytic spliceosome.
CCACCAUCCACUCGCAUCACAAUCAAACAUGGCUGAAUUCGUCAAUACUUCCAAUUCAGAAUUGGAUGAACAGCAAAUUCGACUAAAAGAAGAAUUUCAAAUCAGUCAAGGACCCUUAUCAGUUUUACAAAGUUCCGUUCGAAACAAUACAAAGAUUUUGAUCGCUUUACGAAAUAAUAAAAAGCUUUUGGGAAGAGUAAAGGCUUUUGAUAGACAUAGUAAUAUGGUCUUGGAAAACGUAAAGGAAAUGUGGACUGAAGUGCCAAAAAGCAAGAAUCGCAAACCGGUCAACAAAGAUCGGUUCAUCCCAAAGAUGUUCUUGAGAGGUGAUUCGGUUGUGCUAGGUGAGUAGAGAUGGCAGAGAUGAAUUUGAUCGCAUACUGACAACAUUUACCCUCUUUUGCAGUCUUGCGCAACACCUCAUAGUCAACUUUGAUACCCAGUCAUUCGGCGAAUAUCGCUGUUUCAACGCAACUGUACAACUUGUAUUCUAUUCAAUCAAUCUCAUCUGCCUCACAAUAAAAUGCUCGACUGAAGCGAUCCUAAGUCACGACUGUAUCUGCACACACGCGCCGUUUGAGAGUAGAAAGAGGAUUCUAUUGAAUAGGUAUGGUAGGUGAAAGAAAUGUCGAAAGUUAUGAAAAUGUGAAGAAUGGAAUGAAGGUGUGAAAUGGAUGUAUAUAUAUGUAUAGUGUUC